AUGCAGAAACUGGUUUCGAGUGUACUUGCAUCGACGGCGAAGAGAUUUAUUUACCGGAAACUUUUGGGGAAAGGUAAUCCUGGAAUUUCUCCUUCUUCGUUUUCUCUUUGCGGUUUUCGUUGCUGGGUACGAGCUUUCUCUGGUGAUAGUUGUGGUUACAGAGAGAAGAUUAGAAAUGGGUUUCUGCAGGAUUUUAAGUUAGACGAUGCAAUUGGUUUGUUUGGUGAGAUGGUAAAGUCUCGUCCUUUUCCUUCCAUUGUUGAGUUCAGUAAAUUGUUGAGUGCCAUCGCUAAGAUGAAGAGAUACGAUGUUGUCAUCUCUCUGGGCGAGCAAAUGGAGAUGCUGAGGAUUCGACAUGAUCUCUAUACAUACAAUAUUUUGAUAAACUGUUUCUGCCGCACCUCUGAGCUCCCUCUUGCUUUAGCUAUUCUUGGGAAGAUGACGAAACUCGGGCAUGAGCCCAGCAUUGUCACACUUUCCACGCUGCUCAAUGGAUACUGCCAUGGGAAUAGGAUUUCAGAUGCAGUCUCUCUGCUUGAUCAAAUGGUGGAAAUGGGAUAUCAACCUAAUACCGUCACAUUCAACACUCUGAUUCAAGGACUUUUUCUCAACAACAAAGCUUCUGAAGCUGUGGCUUUAGUUGACAGAAUGGCUGCGAAAGGAUGUCAACCAGAUCUGCUUACUUAUGGUGCGGUGAUAAAUGGAGUGUGUAAGAGAGGCAAUAUGGAUUUGGCUUUAGAUCUCCUCAAGAAGAUAGAGAAAGGUAAAAUUCAGCCAAAUAUUGUGAUCUACAACACAAUCAUCGAUGGUCUUUGCAAAUACAGAGAUGUGAAUGAUGCACUCGACCUAUUCAACGAAAUGGAGAACAAAGGAGUUACACCGGAUGUUUUUACCUACAGCUCUCUCAUAAAUUGCCUUUGUAAUUACGGAAGAUGGAGUGAUGCCUCUCGACUACUAAGUGAUAUGAUUGAGAGGAAAAUCAACCCUGAUGUAGUCACCUUCAAUGCGUUGAUUGAUGCGUUUGUGAAAGAGGGAAAACUUUUGGAGGCUGAGGAAUUAUACAAGGAGAUGAUCAGAAGGUCUAUAGAUCCUGAUACUAUCACUUGCAGUUCAUUAAUCAACGGGUUUUGUAUGCACGAUCGUCUAGAUGAGGCGGAACGUAUGUUUGAGUUCAUGGUUAGCAAGGGUUCUCUCCCAAACGUAGUGACUUAUACUACUCUUAUAAAUGGAUUAUGCAAGUCUAAGAGAGUAGAAGAUGGUAUGGAACUCUUCAGGGAGAUGUCUCAAAGAGGAAUUGUUGGUAACACAGUCACUUACAACACCCUUAUCCAAGGGUACUUCCAAGCUGGCGAUUGUGAUAACGCCCAAGAAAUAUUCAAACAUAUGGUUUCUAGUGGCGUGCCUCGUGAUAUUGUGACAUACAGCAAUUUGCUACAUGGGCUUUGUAAUAAUGGGAAGCUAGAGAAAGCAUUGGUCAUAUUUCAGGAUAUGCAGAAGAGUGAAAUCGAACUUAAUAUUGUUACAUAUAACAUCAUCAUUGAAGGAAUGUGCAAGGCUGGUAAGGUGGAAGAUGCGUGGGAUUUGUUUUGCAACCUCAACCUUAAAGGUGUGAAGCCUGAUGUUGUAACCUACAAUACAAUGAUCUCAGGAUUUUGUAGGAAAGGCUUAAAGCAGGAUGCAUAUGCCUUGUUCAGUAAAAUGAAAGGAGAAGGGUCUCUCCCAAAUAGCGGUACAUAUAAUAAGUUGAUCAGGGCAUGCCUUAGAGAUGGUGAAAAGGCUGCAUCCGCCGAACUCAUCAAGGAAAUGAGGAGUUGCGGGUUCGUUGGAGAUGCUUCAACCUUUGGCUUAGUCACUAAUAUGUCAUAUGAUGGGAGAUUGGACAAAAGCUUCCUCGAUAUGCUUUCUUAAAACAGUUUCAUCAUCUUGGAGAGAAUAGCUGUGAGAGUGAAUUAACGUAUUUGCUCUUAUUCUAAUGGCAAGUUGUUGUG
Messenger RNA from Eutrema salsugineum, 1988 nucleotides. Its product is annotated as pentatricopeptide repeat-containing protein At1g63330. Gene Ontology annotation, molecular function: protein binding. Bases 1 to 1908 code for a protein of 635 amino acids. The transcript has a single exon. The record is from RefSeq and is a predicted model, not a curated record. Lineage: Eukaryota; Viridiplantae; Streptophyta; Magnoliopsida; Brassicales; Brassicaceae.